AAGCGUUUAUUUUCAUACGGAAAAUGGCGGCUUCUGAAUCGAAUCGCGCUGUGGAUGUGGACGAUGCCGCGUCCACUGAGAAAAAGGGACCGGAUGUUGAUUUCUGGGCCGGACUCGGGCCCAUAGUGAAGCGAGAGCCGGUGGUUAAACUCCUGAGUCCAGUGAGCGGGUUGGAGGCUCUGACGUGGUCGGCGGAUCACCGACUGGCCGUGUCCACCGUCAACAGUGUUUCCCUCAUGGAGCUGGUGUGUGAUCAAAACACAUGUAGCCAGGAAUUAGUGCUUCACCGCACUCACAUCCCAGUACCGGAGUCCGUGUAUGAACUGAAGGUGGGCCCGGAGGAUGCAGUGCAAUCAGCGAAACAAAAAUUUGAGAAUUCUGAUGAUCCUGCAGUAAGGCAGGUUUUUCUGCUGGACAGAAUUAUGAAUCCCCAAGGCGGAGCCCUGCAUGGCAUGAAGUACACCAGCUGGUCACCGCUCGGCUGCGACGUGAACGGCCGCUGCGUUCUGGCUUGCCUGACGCUAGACUGCCGCUUGACCAUUCAAAGCUGCCACAAGCGACUACAAUGGACUCAGCUCCUGAACCUCACCGAGCUUUAUGGUGACAUGCUGAAGUCAAGAAACUAUUCGAAUGCCAACGAGUCUGAACCCCUGCAGGAAGACCUGGAAGAUCUCGAGGUGCUUCAGAGUAGGUAUCAGAUGCAGACACCCGUACGUAUGGAGUGGUCCAGCCUGUGCAACACGCAUCAAAUCCAGAGCAACAAUGAGUGCAAGGAUGUGGGGACGGUCCUCCUGGCUGUGCUGAUGGAAAACGGGGAUUUGGUGGUAUGGCAGUUCCAACUGCCAAUACAAGGAAAGGAAUCCGUUGUCUCUUGCAACACGAUCAAAUCGGGUGUGUUGUCACCGAGCGUGUUAGCCUGGUGGGAAUAUGAGCAUGCUGGGCGCAAGAUGAGCGGCCUGAUCGUGGGAAGCACAGCGGGACCUGUUAAAAUAUUGCCUGUGAAUUUAAAGGCGGUGAAAGGAUACUUUACUCUCAGACAGCCGGUGGUGCUGUGGCAAGACAAGGAUAAUAUCCCAGUGAGCAACGUCAAGUGCAUCACGCUCUUCCACCCGCAGCAGAAGUGUAACUGUAGCUUGGUUGUUGCAGCGCGAGGCCCAUAUGUCUUCUGGUGCUUGUUGCUGAUCUCCAAAGCGGGUUUAAACGUCCACAACUCUCAUGUUACUGGCCUUCACUCGGCACCAAUUACAUCCUUAACUGCUACACACAACGGAAGCUCUGUCUUCACCUGCUCGCUGGAUGGCACAGUCAAAAAGUUGACGCCGGUCUUUACAGACUCUGCUAUAGUCUUCAAGCAACAGGAGGUGGAGCUUCCAGAAGGUGUUCGCGGCUGCCGUAUACAUGGAAUUGCCACCAGCCCAAACGGUGCCUACUUAGCUUUGGCCACCACGGAAGGCUUGAUCAAUGGUUUGCACCCAGAUGUCCGAACCAACGUGGUGCAGUACAUCACGCUCAUGACGCCAGACGAAGCAGGGGCAAAGCUUCUUGAGUCACAAGUGCAAAGCCUCUACAAGCAGGCUGACCUGCUGGAUCUGGUACGAUGGCGCGUGAUGCACGACAAACGGAUUCCGCAGUUCCUCCAAGACGAGGUAGAUGAGAAGACGUCCACAUCAAACUCGAUGUACCUCUGGAGACUCAAGCUCUUCCUCUUGCGUGUCGUCCAUCAGUCCUUGCAGAAGAUGCCAGUGGAGGCGCGCUGGAGGCCCAAUCAUGAGGACAGCAAAGCACUUCUACUGGACGACACAGAGGGAGACGCAGCAGCGGAAGGGAGCAUGGCGGCUGACGCUUCCGAGAUGAACGAGUCCAAAGCGAAAGAAGCUGAAGGAGAGUCGGAUGAGGAGCGAAUGAGUGAAAUUACAGCAUGGAUCGAAGAGGUGGAAUCGCACCUGACACGUGAGCACAUGAAGAGGGUGCUAGGAGAGGUCUACAUGCACACCCUCAUCACCGAGAAUACAUGCAUCCCCACUAAAGGGAUCUGUGACUUCCUGUCCAACGAUCCUACCAAUGAAGAUCGAGCCGCUAAGGUUCUGAUUGGUCACAUAAUGAAGAAAAUGAACAAGCAGACGUUUCCGGAGUACUGCAGCAUGUGUAAAGAGGUUCUGCCCUUUACUGACCGCAAGCAGGCCGUGUGCAGCAGCGGACACAUAUGGCUCAGGUGUGUGCGGUCGUUUCAGGUCUGUCAGAGUGUGACGUACCGCCGAUGUCUGCUGCAGGACAGCAUCGCUUCAAUGCCACAGCCUGAGGAUCCGGACUGGGUGAAGAAGAUCUUAGAGGGGCCGUGUACGUUCUGCGACUCGCCUCUGCUUUGACACGCUGGACGAAGGAACCCAUCGCAAGUCCUAAAGCUGCACACCUAAAACCUUAGAAACUGUAUAGCACUGUUCAUUUCAUUGUUUUGUUUGUUUUUAAACUCUGAUAAUCCACGGCUAAUAUAUACGAGCAUUCUGAACGAAUUUGUUUUCCGAUUAUUGUUUUUUAAAAGCACUGGUUUGUUAUAUAUCUAGAUUGUUUUCAUUCCUUGAUGCCGAGGUCAGUCGCGUGUACAAACAAAAAUGGCGGGGGAAACCUCUUCCACCUCAACUUUUAUUUUAUUUCUAUCUGCCGAAUACUUUGUUUGAGCCUUUGCUGCUAAGAUUCCUUUCUACCGCAACUUUCUUUCAGCCUCGUCGUAUGAUUCCGCUUUUUUUUUUAAUUGGCUUUCGGAAACAUCUCCAUCGGCAGCGUCCUCUGUCUUCACAUGAGAACUUUACACGGGCUGCACGAGGAGAGAUUAAAGCCUGCGCGAGACAGAUAUGCGGCGAGAGACAGAGGCAAAAGUGUUUUAAGAGUGCGUUUCGCUGCUUCCCGAGGGAUCCGCCUCUAAUGAGAUACCAGAGUAAUGAGGUGCGGAUUCCAGCCACAGAUGUGAUUCUCAUUUUAAUUAAGAAGAGGCGGGGUUAGAGUGCAUAUUGUUAAAUAUAGUUAACCCUCUUUUUAUGGGCCGUGGGGAAAUAAAUAGAGAAGCCAGUACAGUUUGACACGAGAUCCGCCUAUAUAUAUAUAUAUAUAUAUAUAUAUAUAUAUAUAUAUAUAUAGUCCCUACAUUUCUACCUCAGGGUCAGUAAGAUGAAAAUUGGCGGUCUUGUUCACUCUUGUCUCCUAUAUCGGCUACUAAUCCCCCACAAUGUCCUGCCCCGUCUCUCUCAGGUCAAUAGAGUGUAUCACUUGCCCCUGGGGCUCGAAAUAAGAAGCGCUUAGAUAAAUAGAUAGAAAAAAUUUUCCGUAAUGUAAUAAAAAGCACUGCUGUUUGUCUUUCUUGUGGUUUAUCAGUCCCACACAUGCCUUUUUUUUUUUUUAUAAACAUGAUGGACAAGGGGCACUCGAUUACGCGAGGUUGAUUCAUGCAAGCACUUUUUGAUCAAAGAAGAGCGAGAACCUAAAGGGAGAACUCGUUAUAGCUGUGUCUGUUGUGCGUCGCUGUAAAUUUGUCCACAGAUACAGCGAACCAUCUUGAAGGAGCACUCCCGAAACUUGCUCUAGCUCUGUCUAAGGCUCUGUCUAAGGCUAUGCCGCAUUUGUGCGAUUAGAGGUGGGGGAGACAAUUUUCAGCAAGUGAGAAAUGGUACAUUUGUUUUACGUUAUGAAAGUGAUUGAAAUCUGACUCUCAGGGCAGCUGAGAAAAUAUGUAAAAAAACCCCAAUUUUUUGUAGAAUGUGAUAUAUAGCUAAACAAAUUGUCCUUUUUUUUAGUUUAGUUAUUAGUUUCUAAAUUAAUGGGUCAGUGUAAUUUUAGUUAGAAUUUUAUCAUUUUGACAGUGUAAUAUCGAUAUCAUGAUAAAAUGUCACUGAGCUCAAAAUGUCACUCAUACUUUCAUAACAUGACCUAGGAAUAAGUUGGUUUGAAUAUUUUCUUUAAAACAAAAAGGCUCAUGUGCUGGGAUUUCCACCCUGAGCUAGUCUGAGCUGAACCGGAAGUCUACGCUAAUGCAAAAAAAGGGAAAAAGUUACUCUGUACGUUCGUGGUGAGCAGGAAAGCAUGUCAAAACGCACAAAAAGGAGGCAACAUCUUUACAAAUGAGCCUCUCAACAAGGUGUUUCUUCCUGCAAAACUUGUUUUCAAACGUUUUUUGAAAUGAAUUAGUUUUGGUAGUUCUAGCUAAAUGUAUAGAGGUGUAUGUGUAUAUAUAUAUAUUCUUUUGCAGUCACUCUGUGAUAGUCGCACAUGCAGUACACUACACAUCCGAGUGAUAGAGAUUACACUAAAAGUUGUCUUUUGGUGAGACUAAAUGUCACAAUGUGUACCGUUUGACUUCCUCGUUCGUUAUCGACGCUGUUUUGUUUGCCCUUUUCGGCGAGGGCGUGUGCCGUAGCGAUAGGUGGAGACCGAUCGCGGCGGAGAGGUUAGCCGUGUUUUGGCGGAACCUCCUACGUCUUUAAUAUAAUGAGAUGUCAGAAAGCGUUUGUACAAUAAUUUCAGCCCCCCUCCUCCAUCCUUUCUUCGCUCAACACAUCAAACACGGGCUUUGUUUCUGCAACAUGCAAUAUUCAUAGCCUCCACGAUCGUGGAUGAACUUCGGUCGGAUUCAGUACUUUUGUUAAAGUAUGUAAUUAACGAGUUAUUUCAAUUCAUGAGAAUCUGCUUUGUUGACCCGGUGUAAUCAUUUCGUUAUGAACCUUUAGUGACCUAAAUGAGUGAGUGUACCAGUAAGGAAGCUACCGUGGGGUUCAGGCUUCAGUGCCAUUUCUUGAUCUUUCUGCUGCUUGUACACUGUAUGUGCUUGUUUUCCUUAAUGGGCAAUAUAUGUCAUAAAUGAAACUGAUAAGUUGUAUGUAAAUCUUUAUAACAACCAUUUAUGCUGCCGUAAAGUGUAUAUAUAAUGUUAUACCUCAAAUAAAGGCAACGUUAUUUUGUAAAA
This is a messenger RNA of Hemibagrus wyckioides, 4951 nucleotides long. It is a transcript of the gene gtf3c4, whose product is annotated as general transcription factor IIIC, polypeptide 4. Gene Ontology annotation, biological process: transcription initiation at RNA polymerase III promoter. Gene Ontology annotation, cellular component: transcription factor TFIIIC complex. Gene Ontology annotation, molecular function: protein binding; histone acetyltransferase activity. The record is from RefSeq and is a predicted model, not a curated record. The transcript has 5 exons. Lineage: Eukaryota; Metazoa; Chordata; Actinopteri; Siluriformes; Bagridae. Bases 24 to 2366 code for a protein of 780 amino acids.